AUGAAGUUCUUCGAUAAGAAGAGAGAUUUGGAGACAUUUCAAGAUGGCGAUCAAAUCGCAGGAGUGGAUGGCACGGAACAAGGUUACUUAGAAGAAGCCUUUGAUCAGGACUAUGAACCUGAAGAUGAAGAUGAACGUGAUUUUAACCUACAUGGACAAUUCGAUGAUAUCGAUGACUGCAAAAGAAAUGAGCUCUUGACAAUGAUGUGCCAGAACUCACUGUCAGAUUCCAAGGAGAUGAUGACUACAAAUCAGAUGACGACGAUUUGGGUGAUGAAGGCGGUGAAGAGGAAGAACCUAUUGUGA
Messenger RNA from Cylindrotheca closterium, 306 nucleotides. NCBI's taxonomy places the organism in Eukaryota, Bacillariophyta, Bacillariophyceae, Bacillariales, Bacillariaceae. The record is from the annotation of a GenBank genome assembly.